AUGCUGUCGGCGGCGAAUCUGACAGCAGCAGCGGGUCUUUUCCUGCCGCCGCUGUUCCCCCUGACAACGGGGUUCCAGAGCCCAUUCGGAUUGCAGUACAAACCGUCGUAUUGGUUCGCGGCGGCCGCGGCGUCCUUCCCGCCGCCUCCGCCGCCAUUGAUGGUGAGCGCGGCAGCGGCGGCGGCGGCGGCAGCCGCGGACGUCGCCGCCGCUGCAGCAACAGUCUGCAAACCAGUUCCGUCUCCGAAUGGGGCUGCAGCAGCUGCUGCUGCGAGAGAGGCUUCGUUUCGUGCUGGGCUGCAUUCCGGCUUAUUCUUCGGUGCUGCCGCCGAAUUCUCCAACCAGAGUUGCAAAGAGAGAGACCUGAUCUCACCUGCUGGACACGUGUCCCCGGGGUCCGACGUAUCUUCACCACCCCGAGACACCGGCAGAACCCCCAUCUCGACGAACCUGACCUCUCCACCGGCAAUCGCCCUAUGUUCAGCCUCUCCUUCCCUUUCUUCUUCUUCUUCAUUAUCCUCCUCGUCCUCAUCGUCAUCAUCCUCGUCUUCUUCUUCGUCAUCAUGUUCACCCAACAAGCCCACGCUGGUUCGUCCGGUCUGCGUGAAACCCAGCAGUGCAGCAUGCAAGGACUCGAACCCGCUAUCCGUCACGUCCCUGACAACCCGGACAACCCCGUCUGUCGUCAGCAGUUCAGCCAGCAUUUGCACCAGCACCCAUAACAGCCCGAGUCCCUUCGGUCUCCUCAAGUUCGCAGCUCAUCGCGCAGGCCUCGACUUGAGUCCAUUCGCCGCCGCGUCCGUAUUGCGAGACCGACUCGGCAUGUUCCAGCACCACGCCCCUCACCUUUUCCCGACCAGCAGUACUUGCAACUCUGUUCAGAACAACUGCAGUACUAGCACGGGACCGCACGCAUUUCCGGACUUUGCGACGUGGCUGAGCAAGCACGGCGGCGGCGGCGGCGGCGGUGGCGGUGGAGGCACUGGGAUGGCGAAUGGCGGCAUUGGCUUAGGUGGUGGUGGCAUCGCAGGGAAUAAUAUGAGCUCCACUGCGGGGUUGGAUGUGGGGGGAGUAGGUGGGGGUCAGCAGUUGUUGCGACCCGGGACAGGGAGUUACGGGGACGUUUUCACGUGUGUCAAGUGCGACAAGAUGUUUUCCACGCCGCACGGGCUGGAAGUGCACGCCCGGCGGUCGCAUAAUGGGAAAAGGCCGUUCAGCUGCGAGCUCUGCAACAAGAGCUUCGGGCAUGAAGUCAGCCUCACACAACACAAAGCAGUGCACACUUCGGAAAAGUCCUUCGAUUGCAAGCAGUGCGGGAAGACUUUCAAACGUUCAUCAACGCUAUCAACCCACCUGCUUAUUCACUCGGACACCAGACCAUAUCCAUGCCAGUAUUGCGGGAAGCGGUUCCAUCAGAAGUCUGACAUGAAGAAGCAUACCUACAUUCAUACCGGAAUGAAGAAGAUUUUCGCCUCUGAUGUUCGAGCCAAUUUGUAUCCCGAUGAG
Molecule: messenger RNA, 1506 nt
Organism: Notodromas monacha
Lineage: Eukaryota; Metazoa; Arthropoda; Ostracoda; Podocopida; Cyprididae
Source: the annotation of a GenBank genome assembly